Messenger RNA from Sinocyclocheilus grahami, 910 nucleotides. RefSeq names its product histone-lysine N-methyltransferase EHMT1-like. The transcript has 6 exons. Gene Ontology annotation, molecular function: zinc ion binding; p53 binding; histone H3K9 methyltransferase activity. The record is from RefSeq and is a predicted model, not a curated record. Gene Ontology annotation, biological process: peptidyl-lysine dimethylation; negative regulation of transcription by RNA polymerase II. Lineage: Eukaryota; Metazoa; Chordata; Actinopteri; Cypriniformes; Cyprinidae. Gene Ontology annotation, cellular component: chromatin; nucleus. The annotation marks the transcript as partial.
GGGACGUUUAUGGAAUGUCAGCCAGAUGGGAACAUCUCUCACCGCUUUCACCGGAGCUGUGCCUCUCUGAUCAGAGGUCAGGUCUACUGCCCCCACUGCGGCGAGGAGGCUAGUCAUGCUAAGGAGGUCACGAUCCUCAAACCUGACUGUGUUACUACAGUGCCAACAGCUGCUGUGCCCGCGCACAAAAGAGACACUGCCUUAAUGGACAGGGCUAAAGUAGACUCUGUAACUGUUGGGGGAGCAAUAGACCCUGCUAAAGAAUCACUGGAAAGCGUUUUAAAUGCACUCGAGGAUGGGAAGUAUAAGAAAUUCAAGCUGCCCCCAAAGCAGCUUUAUUUCUCUGCUAAGAGAGGAGAGCUCCAGAGGAUCCUGCAUAUGCUGGGGUUUUUCUCUGUGUGCAGGUUUGCAGGUGAAAUCAUUUCAGAUGGAGAAGCUAAUGUUCGAGAAUAUGACUCGUACAUGUUCAACCUAGACAAUAAGGUUGGAGAGGUCUACUGCAUUGAUGCCCAGUUUUAUGGUAAUGUUAGUAGGUUUAUGAAUCACCUUUGUGAACCCAAUCUAUUCCCGGUACGGGUGUUCACCAAACACCAGGACAUGCGCUUUCCUCGAAUUGCACUCUAUGCAAGCAAGGCUAUUCAAGCUGGAGAUGAGCUUGGGUUUGACUAUGGUGAUCCCUACUGGCAAAUCAAGAAAAAGUACUUCCGUUGUCAGUGUGGCUCUGCAAAAUGUAGAUACUCGGAGACCAUUCUGGGCCAGAAUCACGCAGACAGCUCCGUUCAAGCGCUCGGUGAUCAGACCGUUGCUCAGGUGGAACACAUCCAGUCAGCUAACACAGCUAUAGCAAUAACUCAACCCUGAGCCCUUCACACGUACAACAGGAUAUGCUGAGAUCUUUAACGAAUAAAUA